UUUUUUGUCCAAAUCCAAAAUGUUAGUCUAAACAAAACAGUGUCAAAGUGAGGAACUCAAGACAUAGCUCCAACCGUUUCUCACAUCAAGUGAAAUCAAAUGAAACGCGUUAACGCGUAACGAAAAAAAUAUUAAAAAAAAAUAAAUACAAUACUGAUUAUCAAGCUGUAGCUGUAGAAAACAAAAUGUGUAGUCUUACAGCUUUGCCGUGGCUUUCAUUUCCUCUCUUCUUAGUUUGUCAUUUCAAGGCAACACAAGCGAGUGAAUUACACGUUUCUGUUGAAAACGCCGGGGAGCGUCUCUCGAUACGUUUAUGUUGUCCGCUCAAUGCUCUGUACAAUGAAUCGACGCAUCAGUGUCAAACGAUAGCGGAUGGCAUUCCGCUAACCGUCUGGGAGGUAUCAAACUUUUGGUCGGAUGGCAACGAGACCAAAGUGAAUCUCUUACACGAUCUCAGCUUUGGCGUGGAAAUGGUGCAGUGUAGCACACCGUUUUACUUUAAAUUUUUCGAAUAUAGCAAUGACUCGGAACAUUGUUACACACCGUAUUACCACAAGGAACUUGAGAAAUACAUCGUUGCCACUGUGGAUUGUGAUCUGGUUGACGAGUACUACAAUUUCAUUUUUGAUUCGUAUAUUUAUGGCAUUGGAUUUUCAACAAUUGUUUUGAUAUUGACAUUUUUAAUCCAUGCCUUCAGCAAAUAUGAGCAACAUAUAACUAGUCCAAAGGCAGCCGUCUGCUAUUUGGUGGCAUGGAUCCUGGCGCAUACAUUGGCAAUGUUAGCUCUGCGUUUCAGAUGCACUGAAAUGGUUUGCUAUGUUUGGUUUUUCUUCAUUGUGACACGUUGGUGCUUGCUUUACCAUGGCUUGACGACGUUGUCUACUAACUUCAGUUUCAGUAGCGCCAGAUUUUUAAUUAUUGGUGGCGCUGUUGUCACUGGAUUGUCAUCGUGGAUCCUAAGCGAUCGAUUUCCCUUGGACACUUGGCCCUCACGUAUGGUUAUUGUGCUUGUGCUAGCAAUAGCUUGUUGCAUCUUUGCACAUAGCCUCUAUCAACUUCGCGGGCAUAUGAAAGUCCUGUGCAAAAGUUUCUUUAAAUCCUUCUACUUAAUAAUUUUACCCUGGAUUAUGCUACUGCUGUGGCCAGUUCAUUAUAGGAAUAUCCCUCUAACUGUGACAUUCUAUAUUUAUUUGAUUAUGGAGGGUCCACUUAUCUUUUGGUUCUUUGAUGGAUAUGACAAAUUAUGCGGUAAACAGAGCAGUCAAAGCUCGCCCGAUGCACAUCCUGUUGAAGGAUAUUGUACGACACAGGAAGAGUUGUAUAGCCAGGGCUCUACCAUAUAAACUAAAUAAAAUAUAUAGCAUGAAAGAAAUCUCAAUACACAACCGAAGUGUAAACAUCUCGACAAUUGAAUAUUCUAGUUAGAUUACGAAAGUAAACUGCCAAUUUAAAUUAAAAUAUGAAUCUC
This is a messenger RNA of Musca domestica (house fly), 1468 nucleotides long. RefSeq lists its product as uncharacterized. NCBI's taxonomy places the organism in Eukaryota, Metazoa, Arthropoda, Insecta, Diptera, Muscidae. The coding region runs from base 186 to 1343 and encodes 385 amino acids. The transcript has 7 exons. The record is from RefSeq and is a predicted model, not a curated record.